Messenger RNA from Anolis sagrei ordinatus, 2503 nucleotides. It is a transcript of the gene AOC1, whose product is annotated as amine oxidase copper containing 1. Gene Ontology annotation, molecular function: copper ion binding; quinone binding; diamine oxidase activity. Lineage: Eukaryota; Metazoa; Chordata; Lepidosauria; Squamata; Anolidae. Gene Ontology annotation, cellular component: plasma membrane. The record is from RefSeq and is a predicted model, not a curated record. Gene Ontology annotation, biological process: response to antibiotic; amine metabolic process.
AGAGCUCCACCCGAUCCCUCCCGACAGAUGUCCCUCCUCCUCCGCGUGGCGAUGGCUCCUUCCGCCCUUCUUCUGGGGGUCCUCCUUCUUCUCCUUCCUCCCCUGGCGACCCCCCAGAGGGCUCCUGAGGAGGGGGAGGCGUGGGCGUCGUCGUGGCUGUUCGGGGACCUGUCUGCGGCGGAGCUGGGGGCGGUGCGGGACUUCCUGGUGGGGCGGCCGGAGCUGGGUCUCGCGCGGGACCCUUCUUCCCACUCCCCGCCCUCCCUGGCGCGGAACCAGCUCUUCCUGGUGGAGCUGGAGCCCCCUCCCAAGCGGGCGGCCUUGCGGGCGCUACACUCCACGCGUGGGCGGCCCCCUCCCCCCCGCCGGGCGCGCGCCGUGGUCUUCUUCGGGGCGGGGCCUUCCCCCAACGUCACGGAGUACCUGGUGGGCCCGCUGCCCUCGCCCACCUGGCUGCGCCCCUCCGGACGCCCGCUGCCUUUCGCCUCGCGGCCCGUGACCCACGAGGAGGCCGGCCUGAUCCACGCGCGCCUCUCGGAGCUGCUCUCCCCGCUCUCGGCCUUCCUGGAGGAGUCCACGGGCGGAUUCUCCUUCGGCCCCGGCUGCGGGAGCAAGUGCCUGGCGCUGACCGACGUGGCCCCGCGUGGACUAGCCUCCGGGGAGCGGCGCUCGUGGGUGAUGCUGCAGCGCGGCGUGGAGGGCUUCUUCCUCCACCCCACGGGCCUCGAGGUGCUGCUCGACCACCGCCACUUGGACCCGCGGGAGUGGAGCCUCCAGCGCCUCUGGUACAACGGGAAAUACUAUAGCGGCGUGGACGAGCUGGCCUCCCUCCACGCGCGAGGGGAGCUGGAAGUGGUGCGCCUGCCUCCCGUGGAGCCCGACGGCGGGUUCGCCUCCUUCGCGCCGCGGGGGGAGUUCUCCACGGAGGAAGAGCCCCCCGCAGCGGAGACCUGCCCCCCGCCCACGGAGAGGCCCUUCUCGCUGCGUGGGAACCGCGUCUCGUACCGCGGGUGGCGCUUCUCCUUCCGCCUGCGCUCCUCGUCGGGCCCGCAGCUGCUGGACGUGCGCUUCGGGGGGUCUCGCGUGGCCUACGAGGUGAGCGUGCAGGAGGCGCUGGCCUUCUACGGGGGGGCCUCCCCGGCCGCCAUGCAGACGCGCUUCGUGGACGCCGGGUGGGGGAUGGGCGCGGCCACGCACGAGCUGGCCCCCUCCGUGGACUGCCCGCCCGGCGCCGCCUUCGUGGACGCCCACCACCUCUACAACUCGGCGGGGCCCCUCCGCCUCCCGCGCGCGCUCUGCCUCUUCGAGGCCCCCACGGGCACCCCGCUCCGGCGGCACUUCGACCCGGACUUCUCCUCGGCCUCGCCCACGGGCUCCACGGCGCGCUUCUACGGGGGGCUGCCCGGCGCCGCCCUCGUCCUCCGCGCCUCCUCCACCGUCUACAACUACGACUACCUCUGGGACUUCCUCUUCCACGCCAACGGGGUCCUCGAGGCCCGCGUCAGCGCCACCGGGUACCUCCACGCCUCCUUCUUCACCCCCCACGGGCUUCGCUACGGCACCCGCGUCCAGGAACACCUCCUCGGGAACCUCCACACCCACCUCGUCCACUACAAGGUCGACCUCGACGUGGCCGGGACGGAGAACUCCUUUGAGACCAUGGAGCUAGGCUUGGAGAACAUCUCCGUGCCGUGGGCGCCAGAGGAACGCAUGGUGCAGCCCUUCCUGGAGCGGAAGCCGCGGUCCCGGGAGCGCCAGGCCGCCUUCCCCGUGGGUGCCCCACUGCCCCGCUACCUGCUCUUCCGCAACCUGGCCCGGAGGAACCGCUGGGGUCACCGGCGCUCCUUUCGCCUCCAGCCCUUCUCCCAUGCUGGGCCCAUCCUCCCCCGAGGCUGGAAAGAGGAGCGGGGCGUCUCCUGGAGCAGGUACCACUUGGCGGUGACGCAGCAGCACGACUCCGAGGAGCGCAGCAGCAGCAUCUAUGCGCAGAACGACCCCUGGCAGCCCCGCGUCUCCUUUGAGCGCUUCCUCCGCGACAACGAGAGCAUCGAGAACAAGGACCUGGUGGCCUGGCUGACGGUGGGCUUCCUGCACAUCCCGCACGCCGAGGACAUCCCCAACACGGCCACCCCGGGCAAUGCGGCCGGCUUCUUCCUGCGGCCCUUCAACUUCUUCGACGAGGACCCCUCCGCCGGCUCCCGCAGGACCCUCCUUGUCCGCCCUGACCACUUGUCCAACCCUCCCGUGAUGCGGGCCCAGAGCUGGAUGCCGGAGAGCCCCCCCGCCUGCGCCACGCAGCACCCCUUCCGCUUCGAUGGCACCUACUGGGUGCAGGAGGAGGAGGAGGAGGAGCAAUAGCAGCCGCAGAGCCCACCCAUAGAGACCUCACAAAAGCUGUGAAAUCGACUUCCAAAAGCCCUGUGUCCUUAGUUGCUUGGAGUGGCCACAGAGGAGACACUAGAAAUCCCAUAUUCUCAAACUAUUUCCCUUCCAGAAGCUGUGA